Messenger RNA from Onychomys torridus (southern grasshopper mouse), 3110 nucleotides. Its product is annotated as UNC93-like protein MFSD11. NCBI's taxonomy places the organism in Eukaryota, Metazoa, Chordata, Mammalia, Rodentia, Cricetidae. The transcript has 5 exons. The record is from RefSeq and is a predicted model, not a curated record. Bases 1605 to 2240 code for a protein of 211 amino acids.
GUAAGAUGGAGAUGGGGAGCACUCCUUGCUCCUGAGAUUGGGAGUGGGCAGCUCAGUGGUUAGCAGCUGGGAAUGUGUGAUGAUCAGUGUCCAGGCUGGAACUUUUACAAACAAGCACCAUCUUACUGACUGGAUAGCAGGCUGUCAGAACUGUCACCAAAGGUCAGCCAGAUGGUCAGUAGGUAGAUGGAGUGGGUUUGAGCCAGGGCUGACUUAGCAGGCAGUGUCAGUGACUCACACAGACGGGCUUCUGACUCCAGCUGCUGCUCACAGCCUCCCAGCUCCUGUGCUUCCCAGGAGGGGCCUUGUGAAGGCAGUUACCCUCCAUAGGAGCAGCCUGCUGUAAGCCAUCAGCUCUCAGGACUUCCCAGUACCUGUGGCCCUUGGGGAUUUAAGUUGUUAGGUCCCUUUUGCCAGAGUGGAAAUUCUUGAUCUCGUCAUCUGUGGCCUGGCUCAAAUGGCACAAGGCCAUUUUAGAAAGGACCUAGGACGUGGAUGCUCUGUCAUUAGAACUGUUUAAUUUGGCUUUUAUACACUUCCCGUGUUUCAGAGUUGCAUUCAUAAUUACAAAUUGAUGUUUGGUUAUAAGUAAAUAAGUUAUAGUUGGGUUUCCCGACUAAAAUGGCACUUACCACUGUUGGAACUCUGGCUUGCCAGUUUGUAGUCUAGGAACUUGUCUGCCAGAAUAUCUACUUGUGACCAGGGAGUCAGAGGACUGAAGUUAAACUCACAGGAACUGCAAUUUAGCAACUUUUUUAGGCUGGUUUUCACUGUGUAGCCCAGGCUUGCCUGAAACCUCUGGAUCCGUCCAUUUCAGCCUGUAAUUCCAGUUCUUGAGUCACAAGAGGUUCAGUUGUCAUCCUCAGCUACUGAGGAAUUCGAGACUAGCCUGGGAUAUAGGAGAUUCUGUCAAAAAAAUUCAAAUGAAGCUUUGCGUGCAUGGUGAUCUAGGACUGUAAGCCUGACCCUGGAGACAGUGCCAGGGAGAGGGACUUGUGCCAGACCGUCUUGUACUGCAUAGUAAGUUCCAGUACAGCCUGAGCCAGAGUGAGACCCUAUCUUUGGGCGCUGGGGGUGCACUUGUAGAAAUGUAUUCUCAUCCCUGCAGAUGUCAUCCACACAGCUCGGUGCAGAGGCAGACAUCAAGUGGUCUGCAAAUAGCAGAGCAGGGAAGCCCUGGGUCUGCAGUCAGUCUCUGUGGGUCAGGAGGCUCCAGGUGGUUCCAACCCAAGCACUCUGCUGACUGACUCCCUGUGUAGCCUGCCUGUAGUGUCUGCUCAAGUGUUGUAUUGUCUUGUGUAAUUCUGGUUUCUUCCCCUCCCCUCUUGUCAUUAAGAGCUAAACACACAUUGAGGACAGUGUGUCUCCAGAACAUAUUUAAGCACUUGAAAUAAAUGUUCUAUUUACAGGGCAGACUUAGUUCAUGCCUCAUGCAUUUUAAUCUGAAAAUUUAGGUUCUUUGUUUACUGGCUUCAGCGAUGAGAAGAAUGUUCUGGCUGAAGGAAAUGGUUUUUAGAACUUUUGGUUGCCAGUUAAAAUCUAGCUAAGUCUGCCCAAUUUUUCUUCUUCCAGAAAAGUCUCUGAAGUUAUGUGUCACCAAGGAGAUGCUCCUUCUGAGCGUUACGACUGCCUACACAGGUCUGGAGCUGACGUUCUUCUCUGGGGUGUACGGGACCUGUAUUGGGGCUGUAAACAAAUUUGGGACAGAAGAGAAAAGCCUCAUUGGACUCUCUGGAAUUUUUAUCGGCAUUGGAGAAAUUUUAGGUGGAAGCCUCUUUGGCCUGCUGAGCAAGAAUAAUCGCUUCGGCAGAAAUCCGGUCGUGCUGCUGGGUACCCUGGUGCACUUUGUUGCCUUCUACUUGAUCUUCCUUAACAUGCCUGGAGAUGCACCCAUUGCCCCCGUGGAGGGGACUGACAGCAGCGCCUACAUCAGGCCCAGCAAAGAAGUCGCCAUUUUCUGCAGUUUUCUGCUGGGCCUGGGAGACAGCUGCUUCAACACACAGCUGCUCAGCAUUUUGGGAUUUCUCUACUCGGAAGACAGCGCACCAGCCUUCGCAGUCUUUAAGUUUGUCCAGUCGAUCUGCGCAGCCGUGGCCUUCUUCUAUAGCAACUACCUCCUCCUGCACUGGCAGCUCCUGGUCAUGGUGAUGUUUGGGUUUUUUGGAACCAUUUCCUUUUUCACUGUGGAGUGGGACGCUGCUGCCAUUGUGGCCCGAGGCUCUGACUACCGAAGUAUUUGAUGAAGCCCACGUCUCCAGGAAACAGCUGGUCGAAUUGCAGAGCCGGUUACGUUGGCUGAUGUUGAGUGUGGAAAAUGAAAGAACACUGUUAAGUCGGGCAGAGUUGAUAUUAAAGUUUACAGGUCCUGGCAGUUUAAAGCUGGAGGAAUAAGGGAAUCCCCUUCAGAGAUGUCUGUCUACUCCGCUUCCUCGGUUCCUUACAAUCACGUCUCCGUCGUUCUCGUUCUCAUGGAGAGAUCCUCCCUUGAUCGCCGUGUGUCACUCAGGAUUCUUGCUAGCUGUGGAGUGUAGUUCACCACCUAGGAACAGGAAGCAGGUGCCACUCCAUGUGUGGUCAUGGGAAUGACUUUUAAAUGUGUAGUGAGGAUGCUGAGACACAACUGUUUUAAAUAGGGUCUCACUGUGUAGCCCAGGCUGGCCUUGGACUUGCAGCCCUCCUGCCUCCAGUGUUGGGGUUAUAGAGUGUGCCCAACACACGAUGAUUUAAAAUGCACCAGUCUUUUCCAGAUAGGAUCUUGAUAUGCAGCCCUGGCUGGCUGGACUUUGUACAACAGACAGUGCUCCUGUCUGUCUCGAGAAUGCUGGGCACGUGGGAAGACACCACCACACACGCUUGGCAUGAGACUCUAACUUCUCUUGAAAUGCUUUGUUGAACAAGUUCUUUUACCCUGCCAUUCCUAGCAAGGAGUGGCCAGUUACGUGUCAUGAAAUGAAGUAAAGACUGUCUUUUGUCAUUUAAUAAAAGCAUAUUUAGGGAAGUAAAGAAUAUUUACUGGGGGACUUUUGCUGUGGUUUUCCUGACAGUUACAAUAAAGAAAAACUCCUAUUGGUGAAAUUAUUAAGGCCACUCCACGUAUUUAAAAGGGAGGU